Molecule: messenger RNA, 315 nt
Organism: Gongylonema pulchrum
Lineage: Eukaryota; Metazoa; Nematoda; Chromadorea; Rhabditida; Gongylonematidae
Source: the annotation of a GenBank genome assembly
AUGUUUGUCUUUAAGGCUGUGAAAGACGGCGGUCGAGUGGUUCUGGUGGCACUUGGCGCCGAGCGAGUGGAAAUACCAGUUCUGGAAAUGGUUGCCAAGGAAAUUGACCUUUUUCAAGAAGCCAUGUAUUUUCUUUCACAAAUGAUUGUGACUCAGUUUUUCAGUUGGCCUGCAGCAAUUGAAAUGAUCAGCUCAGGGAAGAUUAAAUUGGACAAAUUGACAAGGGCGCAUUAUAAGCUUGAAGAGGCUGUCGAGGCGUUUCAGUAUUCGCAGAAAGGAGAAGUCAUCAAGGUGUUUGUGGACUGCGCGCCGUGA